Molecule: messenger RNA, 1925 nt
Organism: Orbicella faveolata
Lineage: Eukaryota; Metazoa; Cnidaria; Anthozoa; Scleractinia; Merulinidae
Product: THAP domain-containing protein 1-like
Source: RefSeq, a predicted model, not a curated record
UAUAAGAUCGACAACAGGUUAAAGUGAGAGAUGACUUUAGCUUGUUACAGGCAUUUGAUUAGUUGGAAGCAGUGAAAGAAUUAGUGACCUAAAAAGUUAGCAGGGCUAAGGGUUUUCAUGUAUUCUUUAGCUUUGCCCCAUCACACUCUUCCCUUACUUUUUCUCUCACUCUUUUUCCCCUGCUCCCGAUCGACUAAGCAAAUACCCUAGUCCUGGGCUAAGUUGACUUCUGUAACACAAGAAUACAUGUACACUGUAUUAAUGGUUAAUGAAAAGGAGCUACAUACAUGUAAAGAAAUCUUCUGUACUUGUAAAUGUUAGUACUCCCUUAUUUCCCCCCAAAUCUUUGCUAUAUGAUGCCAUUCCUAUCCUUGUGCAGGUCCAAAAAUAUCCACACUCAACUCAUGGAAAGUCAUUUAUUAUUCAGAAAUUCUGAGGGGGAGGGGGGUAGAAAAUAUGCCAAACAUUUUUAAAGGAAAAUACAUAUUAAGUUUGACUGGUAUUUCCAGAGGAGUCAGGGGGAGGGUAUGGACAUUUUCUAGACCAUUUUUCGUUUUUGCUAAGCAAAUGUAUUUUGUAUGUAGAGGGUGAAGUGCAUGCAGAGUAUGAAGCCACGGAGUGGCACAUUCACCUAUACUAUAAUUAUUAUCCUUUUUUAUUGUUCACAGUAGGUACAUGUAAACUUGUGUGAUUCGCCUUUAUUGCACAGCAGCCAUCUUGGAUCGACGUCAUGUACUUUUGACACCAAUGCGAGGCCACGCGUGUUAAGUCAACUUCCGGCGAUCGAGGAGACAAGGCGAUCAUCUGCAAUCAUGCCCAACGGAGAUCACUGUUGCGUGCCGCAAUGUAAAAAUAAUUGCGCUAAAAAUAUUCCAAAUCAUACCUUUCACCAAUUUCCCAGUGAUGAAGCCAUUCAAAAGCAGUGGGUUGUCAAAAUACGGUGAGACGUGGGCAAAAGUGUCCAGGUAAGUUGGUUAGGUUAUCGAUGUCAUUGCUGCGCACAUGUAUUAAUUAUUAUGAUCUGGUCCAUCUGCAGAUAACAAACAGCACAAGAGUAUGUUCUGUACACUUUAAGGAAGCAGAUUUUCAGACAACUUUAACAGGGAAGCGUGUUCUGGAGAAGCAUGCAGUUCCGAGUAUUUUUUGCUGGUCAAGAUCACCCAGGAAAAGAAAAUCUCCGACAAAGCGAGAACCACCGCGUGCACGAGUGCGAUUGUUUGAUGUAAGCGUGCCAUCGUCCCCUGUCACUGUGACAGCAUCAACUUUCGGCCAAGCUUCUGGUGAGGAAAGUUCCAUGGAGGUCCAACCGGAACUGUCAUCCUCUCCUGUUGUUGUAGACUUCCCGGAGCCAAUAUACACUGUCACUGUCACAGGUAAAUAUUGUUGUUGGUAUGUCCACCAGAUUGCAGUACCAAAACUCUGAAGAAAUCAAAGUACUCACUGACUCAGCCAUGAUGUUUCAACACGCAUGGCCUCGCUUUCAUGUGAAAAAUGGUGACGUUGCAACCAACAUGGCGGACUGUGAUUAAGGCGAAUUGUGAGUGGACUUAUUUCAAAAUACUAUGUAAAAAAACAAACAAACAAACAAACAAACAAAAACAAUAAUUAAAAUAUUUAUUAAUAAUAAAACAUUUAUAAUAUUUGGAGGACAGCUGUGUGAUUGCCCAGAGCUUGAUCAUGUUUUUCUUCCCACAUUAGGAUAUUUGAAAAAAAAACUUUCAUGUGCAGAAAGGUUUUUAAAACCAACAAUUUGGCUUUGUAUAACCAACAGUGGUUAUACAUCUAAUACUGGUUAUAAUUUUGAUGUUUCUUGCUGCGGAAUUACAGGUUGCUGCUCAAUUUUCUCAGUUCCUUUUUGUGAAGAAAAUAACUGCACACUGAAAAGAAUGACAGAGGAUAAAUGCAGCAUGAAUUAAUUAUUUGAU